AUGUCAGCUCUAUCUGGUCAACUGCUGAUCGGUCCGCCACGGGACAGCUUCUGGGAACUGCACCGGAAGUUGGGAGAAUGCUACGAGGCGGACCUUCAGAGGCUCAACAGCGCCACACCGGGCGGCUUGCUUCAGCGGCACCGACUGGCCCAAGUUACAGGCUCGAAGCAGAAAGCCAAAAGCACGGCGACGAUGAAUCUCAAGAGCCUCGACAGAUUACCGACUCCACAUCAAUUCCAGGAGGACCUGACGAGAUUGAACGCGGAAGCGGCAAACCCAGCUAGCCCAAUCAGUGCUUUUGCGGAGCCGAGCUCGGGCUUGGGCACCGGCAGCUUGAGCGUUCUUCCACAGCCUCGAGCGGACUCUGCUGACGUCGGGACUCCACCAGAGGAUCCUCCAGCCUUGCCGGGAAGUCCGCGCCGGCGCCCGGGUCCCGGCCGAGAUGGCGAUGACAUCUCUGAGGCUUGCUUGUACAUUGCGCACGGCUGCUGGCUUCAGAAGUCCAAGUCGACCAUCUCCCGUCGCAAGAGUACCCUGGGACCGAGGUCGGGGACCACUCCGACCUUGGCUUCGAUCCAGAAGCGCAGCUACACCUUAGAUCCCACGGGACAUUUUCGCAACUUUUGGGACUUUUUGGGGAUCUUCCUCCUCAUCAAAGACUCCAUUGCCAUUCCUCUCCAAUUCGUUGUUGAUGACUUCUACCUGCGCUUUCCAAUUCUCUUCUUCGUCACUCGGAUUGCGGUGUUCUAUUGGUGCGCAGACAUCCUGCUCUGCUUCGCCACAGGGUAUCUCCACAAAGGAAAUCUCGUACAAGAUGUCAAGCAGGUCUGGUGUCACUACUUGCGCACGUGGUUUGUACCUGACGUGCUUGUUACAUGUGUGGACAUGGUGUUGGAGUUUACGCCGGUGGGGGACACUGUGGGGGAGACCGCUGCGACAACCCGAAUCCUCAGGCUCAUGAGGCUUUUCCGUGUGGUCCGUCUGGGCAAGCUUACUCGAGUUGCAGCGUUUCUCCGAGAUCAGUUUGAAUCUCCUAUGGCUUCUAUUCAGUUCAACUUGAUGUUGGUGAUGAUCGGCAUGAUGCUCGUGGAGCACGUCCUUGCCUGCUGCUGGCUUGGGGUGGGCACCUUAUCAUCAGAAGCCACGACCACAUGGUUGAAGAGCUCCGGGCUGUCGGACAGCCCAAUAAUGGUCCAGUAUACGACCGCGCUGCGCUGGGCAUUCAUGCAGCUCGGUGUUGGGGGCACAGAGAUCGAGGCCACCAACGAGACGGAGGGCUACUACACCAUCCUGGUGUGCUUUGUCAGUCUGGUGACCUUCUCCACUGUGAUCAGCUCCAUGACAUCCCUUGUAACAGCACUGCAUGGCCGGAGGAUGGAGGAGUCACAGCAAUUUGGGCUGCUGAGGCGCUUCCUUCGUCAGCAAAACAUCCCGGACAGCCUUGGCCACCGCAUCACUCGCUUCUUGCAGUUCGCGUACCAUGCAAGGCAGACGCAUGAGCAAGACCUGCACAUCCUCAACCUCUUGUCCAAAUCACUUUCUGCUGAAAUGCACUUCGCGCGCUACCAGCGGUGCUUCGAGCGGCUGCCGUUUUUGCAUGAGCUCUUCAGGAACAGCGACAUGAGUGCACAGGAAGGGCAGGUUAUUCAGAGACUGGCCACUCAGGGUCUGGUGGUGCUGGAUGCUGGGGAGGAUGACAUCGUCUUCUGUUGCGGGGCGAAGGCCGAAGCCUGCUACUUUGCCAUGCAGGGCUCACUCUCGUAUGAAACCCGGGAUCAGGGGCUGAUUGACGUGGAAGAGGAGCAGUGGAUCUCAGAAAUGUGUCUCUGGACGGAUUGGGGACACGUCGGGGAUCUUUCAGCCCGAAGCUUCAGCAGCAUUUUGGCAAUUCAAUUCCAGGCAUUCUGCGAAUGCAUCGCGAGCCUAGUGGCUGCACAGAACCAAGCCCACCGUUAUGCGCUCGCCUACGUCGAAGCGAUGAAUCAGGCAACUGGCCUCACAGACGUCUGGCUGUAUGAGAAGGUGUCAACCAUCAGAGACAUUCCAGGCACUGGAACGCACAUGCUGAGCCAACUCUUUAGAUCAAGGUUCUGGUUCGACCCUGGCAGUGAAAACAUGGUUCGCGUCGCUCCAUCUCUUGCAUGA
Molecule: messenger RNA, 2145 nt
Organism: Symbiodinium necroappetens
Lineage: Eukaryota; Dinophyceae; Suessiales; Symbiodiniaceae
Source: the annotation of a GenBank genome assembly